Molecule: messenger RNA, 6111 nt
Organism: Centrocercus urophasianus (Greater sage-grouse)
Lineage: Eukaryota; Metazoa; Chordata; Aves; Galliformes; Phasianidae
Gene: SYN2
Product: synapsin II
Exons: 11
Coding region: 68-1435 (455 amino acids)
Biological process (GO): neurotransmitter secretion
Cellular component (GO): synaptic vesicle; synaptic vesicle membrane
Molecular function (GO): ATP binding
Source: RefSeq, a predicted model, not a curated record
CUCCCGCCCGGCUCCGAGCCCUCGUCCAGCCGCCCUCCAGAGCCUCGCCUUUCUCCCGCCCGGCCAGAUGAUGAACUUUCUGCGGCGCAGGCUCUCGGACAGCAGCUUCAUCGCCAACCUGCCCAAUGGCUACAUGACGGACCUGCAGCGGCCGGACCCGCAGCAGCCGCCGCCGCCGCCGCCCUCGGCCUCCUCGGCGCCCGCCUCGGGCUCCCCGGCCGCGGAGCGCCGGCAGCCGCCGCAGUCGGCGCCCCCCCAGCAGCAGCCGCCGCCGCCGCAGCAGUCGGCGGGCAGCAGCUUCUUCAGCUCCCUGUCCAACGCCGUGAAGCAGACGGCGGCCUCGGCCGGGUUGGUGGACCCCACCUCCGCCUCGUCGGCCGCCGGCAGAAAGUUCAAGCUGCUGCUGGUCGUCGACGAGCCGCACACGGACUGGGCCAAGGCUUUUCGUGGAAAAAAGGUCCAUGGAGAAUAUGACAUUAAGGUUGAACAGGCAGAAUUCUCAGAAAUCAACUUGAUAGCCCAUGCUGAUGGCAAUUAUGCAGUAGAUAUCCAAGUAUUUCGGAAUGGCACUAAAGUUGUCAGGUCAUUCAGACCUGAUUUUGUCCUCGUUCGGCAACAUUCAUUCAGUAUGGCAGAAAAUGAAGAUUUCCGAAACUUGAUCAUUGGCCUGCAGUAUGCAGGCAUCCCCAGUGUCAACUCCUUGGAAUCAAUCUAUAACUUCUGUGACAAACCAUGGGUGUUUGCCCAGCUGGUGUCUGUCUACAAAACUCUGGGUCCAGAGAAGUUCCCGUUAAUUGAGCAAACGUUCUAUCCAAACCACAAGGAAAUGCUAACAAUGCCGACUUUUCCUGUUGUUGUGAAGAUUGGACAUGCUCAUUCAGGCAUGGGAAAGAUCAAGGUAGACAACCACUACGAUUUUCAGGACAUAGCCAGCGUGGUAGCACUUACUCAGACCUACGCCACUACUGAACCGUUCAUAGACUCCAAAUAUGACAUCAGGAUCCAAAAGAUAGGCAGUAACUACAAAGCAUACAUGAGGACUUCCAUAUCUGGAAACUGGAAGACAAACACAGGCUCUGCAAUGUUGGAACAAAUUGCUAUGUCAGAUAAGUACAAGCUUUGGGUUGACACCUGUUCUGAAAUAUUUGGUGGUUUGGACAUCUGUGCUGUUAAAGCUGUACAUGGAAAGGAUGGAAAAGAUUAUAUUUUUGAGGUAAUGGACUGUGCAAUGCCUCUGAUCGGUGAGCAUCAGAUCGAAGACAGGCAACAUAUAACUGAAUUAGUUGUAAGCAAAAUGAACCAAAUGUUGUCCAAAACUCCUAUACCAUCUCCUCAGAGACCCACUGCCACUCAGCAGCCUCAGAAGCAGACAAUGUCUUCAAGAAUUCUGAGACUCCAUGGUGACUCACCUCAAGAACAAAGAAAAUGUACUUAAUUCUUAAGUAAUCAAGAGCAUUCCGAUGUAGAGUAUAUGUUCUCAGUAGAUCUUUCUGAGAAACAGCUUCCAUUUCUCACAUUUUUGGGAGUCUUCAAGAAGAUGUCUUCAAUCUGUUAUGUAGCAAAACUCAGUCUUUCAAAAUUAAAACGAGGAAUGAUCCUAUCACUAUGGAACACGUAAGUGUUGCCACAUAAACAGAUACAGAGUCUAAGUUAGAUCUCUUUGUUUUGUCUUAGUGCUAUAAUUACAACCAUAUAAAAACCUCUAUGUUUUUUCUAUUUUGUCAUAUUUUUCAUCUAUUUCUACUGAUUCUACUGAUUUUGCUUAUUUAAGCUGAACCUAAUAGAAUCAUCUUUUCUUGGAGGUUUUUCCUUCACCUCCUUUCCUUUCCCCACUGUGCUGGGUGUUUCCCUUCUACUUUUGUGUUAUCAUUCUCUGUUGGCACUUGACUUUUUAAAUUUGAUUUCUCUGAAUUUUAAGUCAUAACCUGUUAGGCAAAGCCAUCUGGCUUUAUUCCACAUUUAACUUACAAGGAUUCUAUCUAUCUACCCAGUAGUCAUCACCAUAGUUUAUUCUGAAUAAGGAUCACAUGCUAAAUAAGCAUUACAGGUUUUGAACAUGGGUAAAAACUACCAAGAGAAAUUACAGAACAAUCCAAAACAGUGCAACUCAUUUUCAGAUAUUCUUGAAUGAUCAAUUGGGAAAAAACAAGCAACCUCUCUGUUCCUCCACCACUCGUCUAGUGGUGGAUCAGUGCUCCAUCUGCCUAGUUGCCAGUAGUUCAAGCUUCUUUUCACCUGUUCAAAGAUUGUUCUCCAGUAUCUCCUAACUUGUAAGAGACUCAAGAAGGUUCUCAGAUUCCAACAAGUCACCAGCGAUGCCCACACGUGGCUCUGUGCUUGUGCUGUAUCAGACAAAGCAAGGAAAGAAGCCCACACAACAUUGGCAGACAGGUCUUACGUUCUGUUUGAGUUCUGAACUUCAGUCUUCUCUGGGGUAUGGCUCUUAGCUCACUGACUUGUCCUUUCCCAAGCCUUUUCCUGCUCCACCAUUCUGUAACACUGAUACAACAAUAUUCUGACAAACUACUCAUUUUAAGACCAGACUUGAGUUAGCUCCAUCUUUUUUCAGACCUUCUGUUUCAAAGCACAGAUUUCAAUUCUGAAUGGAUCCAGUAAUGAUGGAUCAUUGUGACUCCAGGUUUUAACUCUUCCUGUUCAUGAAAGGAUCACUUGUCAUCUCAUAUUAAGAAGACCAGAGGAGCUGAUACAGCAUAGCAUCAGACAACAUCCCUGGGUCCCGAGCUUAGAACAUUCCUUACAGUUUCAAAUAAGAGCACAGGAUAUUGACACUAGCAAGCUCUAAGCUACAGGUAUCUAUGUACACUGAGAAACAUUUAAGGAAGAUUAACUUUCCAGUAACUAGAUAGUCUUCUAGAUAUGCUGUACCACUUUCAUCUUCCUGUCCAUCUAUCUUACAGCUCUCUUUCUGUGGUAUAAAUAUGCACACUCAUUACAUUUCAGUUCCAGCUGCUUUAGCACACAGGGAGCUCUCUCCUAUCACAUAGUCCACAUUCCUUCUUUGUCUGUGGGGAGCAAUUUUUUACUGGGAAGAACUGCCUGACAGCUGCUUUGCAACAGCAUACUUUUUAUGUUCCCUUUUCAAAAACUGAAGUUGAAAUCUGGCUUCAUUAAGCAAUAGUUGCAAUAAAAUCAGAUUGCAUCCUUGUCCAUUAGAAUUACCAUCUGUCUCUGGAAUGGGACCAGUUAACUUCAACAAGUGCUGCUACUUGUUAAGAAACACUUUUUUUCUGACAAGUCGACAUCCUACAUUUUGUAUAGAAAUGUCAUGUUUUGUGGUAGUGAGAUAUUUCUUUUUUUCAGCAAAAUAAUAGAAAAUAGAUCUGGCAUAGGCAAUGUGAUGUCACCUGUUUCAUUGUCUAAGAGAAAAUAUUGAAGUGUGCCAUUAAAUAGCAGUGAAUCUACACUAGGAUAUUCUUUUUUCAGAGUAUGUGUAAAAAUACUCAGGAAGAAAACUCUUCUCUAGGAAGAAAUUAGUUAUCUAACAAUAGAAAGCACUUUGUAUACAAAACAUAAGCUAUAGUACUUUUUGAUGUUUAAAACCAAAACUUUUUCAGUGCAUGAUGUAAAUACUGUUCCAAGUAAAAAUUAAGCUGCAUAGCUUGUUUUCUCCUCUUAGCAGUCAUUUCCCUUCUCGUUCAGAGGAAGAUCUUACAGGUCUUUCAUUGAUAAUUCGGAAAGCUGGCUGAGCAACAACAAAAGCUGGUCUGAAGUUUUUAAUUCUGUAUCACAACUUCAAAAUGAAGAUGUUUUGUGCUGGCAUCAGUUUUGCUGAGAAUAUGUUUGGGGCAAGCUGAACACUGAAACUCCAAACAACUGUAAAAUGUGGGAGUGGGUUCUCCUUUCACUGGCCUCUUUGCACGAGGUGGUGAAAGUGGCUCCUUUCUGAGGUGUGCCUGACCACGCCUGUCUUACGAUUAGAAUCAGGCCUAUUUCACUGCCUGUCUCAGUCCACAAUGAAUAGCAAAAAGCUUUGUUGUCAUGUUAAGCUCUACUACCAAGGAAGCAUUUAUGAGUCACUUACACCACGUUCAUCCUGUAGAGAGUAAGGUCUGUUCUAGCAACUGGUGAGUACCCUUACCAUACACUGCACACUGAAGGUAGAAAACAGCAACAAGGUGCUAAGGAGUUUCUUAUUUUUUGAUUCUCCAUAUCACAAAGUCAAUUCAAGAUCUCAGUGUUUUGCUAAAUAAUACAGUAGGUGCUUAUUUACAACCCAGUUUUAUUCAGCUAAUGCCUGUUUCUUCUUGGUUCACAUUGUCCUUUAGUGCAGCUUGUUCCCUAUCUAGUGCUUUGCCAUUACAGUGCUGUAAAAAGAACUGUACUGCCUUCAAGCCUCUUUGGCUGAAUUAAGCUAGCUGAGUUCUUCCAAAUGCUCUAGCUACACACUCUUCCAUCUGCCUGCUCAGUUUAACAGUGCCUUUCUACAUCUGAUGAGCUUAUAUUCAUCUUUCUUUACCAGGGGUGAUGUUCUUCCAUUGUAAGGACUAAGUAAGUAUUUGUAUCUAGGAGACUUUUAAUGCAAUCAUUUUCUAUUGACAUCCUGCUUAAAUGAUCCAAAUUACCCCUCUGCUUUGCAAUCACAUUUCUUCCUUUAUGCAAUCAAUCUCAGAUUGUACUUUGGCAAUUCUUAAUUGAUCCUACUAUUUCUUGAUCUGAAAAAUAUGGCUUUCUUUUCAAAUAUUGAAAUACCUAUGAGAAGCUUCUAUCAUUGCAUUACAAAGAAAACCAAAUGAAACCCAAAAACAACAAUGCAUGCUCCAACUUUGGUUCACAAAAGCUUCAAACACAGCCAAAUCAAUAUCAGUUUUAGCUGGGACUCAGUUUAAGAUCUCUCUUGCCUAUGGGCUAUUUUACUGCCAAGUUGCUGCUUUUGCUUCCACCCUUUCAGCAUUCUUCUGAUUAUUCAAAAUUCAAAUAUAUAUGAAUCUAAUCUGCAUUUACAUAAACAGAUAGAAAAACAAGUAGCAUGACUGAUCAAACUGUAAUACGGCAUGCUUUAAGAACACUGUUCUACACCAGUUUUACCUAAAGAAUUCUAAGCAUAUUGCUUCAGGUGAGUAUGGAAAAGAAGAAGGGCUACAGAGACAUCUAUGGGCACUUAUAUUUUACACAAGUAGCUGGGUUUCUGCUCUGGCUGUAAUGAACUUAGCCAAUAUUCUAAAGACCAUUAUGCAGCCAAAGCAUUGAUUUUUAUACUCAGAUCUGAGAAGUCACUACUGCAUUCCUAAAGUAUUCGUGGGACUUUCUGCUUCCACAAGUAGAGUUAUAGUUUUUCUAAUAGUUACGUAAACAAUAAAUUCCCUUUGAAAAGGAGAGAUUUUGUAACCAUAGCCAGAGAAUGUUACUAUCAAUAUCAGCAAUCCUCUCUUUUGGGAAUUUUGAUGUGAUAUAAAAGCUGCAUUCCUGAAAUGAAAGCAACAAGGGCUUCUUCCACAGCAUUUACCACACCUCACUUAGUAUAAACCAUUCAGCAUGGCUUAAAAUUCCAUGCUGAAUGCUGUCAUUUCCCAUUCUCUGCACUAGUAAUUGCCAUACAGUAUGGUACUACUAACUGGCAAGCCUUGAGCAUACAAAUAAGAAUCUGUUCAGGGCCAUUUUCCAUUAUAUAGUCCACAUUCUAAUCCUUCAUUCUUGCAGUGUUUGAAUUAAGCAGUCAGCAAGUUUGUAGAUGAGAACUGCAGUGCAUGAAAACAUGUUUGUACUGAAAGAAACUGGUAGGAGGGUGAUCUUCUAGGCUGGGCAACAAAGGAAAUAAAAGAAAAAAAGAACAGGAGGGGUGAAAACAUCUGCAGGACAGGUCUAGUCCAGCAUCGCUGUUCAGAGAGGCUGUGCCGCGUACAUGGAGUUAGCAGCUCUUACAAUUACAUUGGCACACCAUGCUGGAGAGGUGAGGAGUAACAGACUGCAGUCAAUUUGCCAACAAGUGGUGUUUUAGAAGAAGCCUGGAUUUUAUUAAAGACCUUGGCUCAGGGCAGCAAACAAGAGUGGUUCAAAGCCUGUGUUUAAUAUCAAGUAUCAAGGCUUCUGACUGUCUCGGGGAAAAAGAAAAAAAAAAAAAAAAACAACCCAAAAAAACCCUCUUGAAAAAGA